Drosophila navojoa is the source of this 2309-nucleotide messenger RNA. RefSeq names its product veneno (gene Veneno). NCBI's taxonomy places the organism in Eukaryota, Metazoa, Arthropoda, Insecta, Diptera, Drosophilidae. The record is from RefSeq and is a predicted model, not a curated record.
UCUUAUUUUUUUCUUACAUCGAAAAUCAUAUACGAAUGUUGGGGAAUUUGAAAAGUGUAAAUUAGUGUGAAAACCACGUUGUUCGGGAUGGAUAGCCUUGAGGUCAUAAAGCCAGUAAUCAGCGGAUGCUGUGUGGUCUGUGGCACAAAAACCCGUGUAGUUUGCCAUCGUUGUGGUGAUUUUUAUUGCUCAAGAAAUUGUCAGCUUAAUGACUGGCAACGUCAUAGAUAUAUAUGUUUCUCAAUACCCGCCCUGGUGCAUCCCUUUGAAUGCUCAGCCUUUGGUAUUAUGAAAAUGCCAUCACAGCUACAAAUUCAACAAGUUUGCGACAGUACCGUCACUGCUGACAAUGUCAACGAACAAAAAGCUAAGCUAGACAAAAAUCAACAUGAAGCAGCUCCUCUCAGUGCAACUACAAAAAGCGGAUGCGAAUACGAUAAGGCAUUUAAAGCAGACGAAUCAGUAAACUCUGCAGGCAGCAGCAGUAGCAGCAGAAACAAAUACAGCAACAACAACAGCAACAAUGGCUCAAAUUACAACACUUCAAAGAAAACGAACACGAAAAUAAAUGGUCUUCCGCCUUGUGUGGCUAUGCCUCAGAGUGGAGACAUUAUUUAUAUUACUGGCUUUCGAUCUGUGAAUCGUUGUUUUUUGCGCGUCGCCAGCGAACAUGCUGAGAAGGCACAUUCUGAAAUUUGCCGAAAGGUUAAUUUGUUGGGGAAAGAGAUGAACAAAAUACAUAAUCCGAGGAUCUUUUCAUACGGCCUAGCCAAGUAUCAAGAUCAAUUCUAUCGUGUUAAAAUAAUUCCUGGCUCAUGUGUGCGCCUUCAAUAUUUAGACUUGGGCUUUGUCAAGGCAAUGGGUUGCGUUGAAAUUCAUGAGAUAAGCAACGAAAUAAUGCAACUGCCUUGCAGUAUCGUAGAGCUUCCGCUAAAGGGCGUUCCAAACGUACCAAUGAGCCAUGAUGUUGUCAAGUUCAUUUCCAAUUUCGAGAAUAACAGAUUUAUAAUACAGUAUGGCGAUAAAAGGCACAUAGAUUUAAUGCAUGUAGAUACAGGCAAAUCAUUGAAUGUACAAAUCAUUGAAUAUUGUACAAAAUUGCAUCUGCCUGGUCAGGCAAUUCCACCUGAGAAAAAAUUAGUGUCUGCCAAAUCAGAUGCACACAACGAUUUAACCUUUAAGUCCAAAAUGGGUGCUUCUACGCCAGAUAUCUCAGUGCAAGAUGAUCCACCUAAAGUCGAGUCUGAAUUGAAAACACAACCGACAAACAAACCUGAUGAAUUAAUAAACAAAAAAGAAGUGAAUAUAAGUAAGGAACAAAUACCGACAAAAAAACCUGAUGAAUCAAUAAACAAAAAAGAAGUGAAUAUAAUUAAGGAACAAAUACCGACAAACAAACCUGAUCAAUUAAUAAACAAAAAAGAAGUGAAUUCAAUCAAGGCACAAAUACCAGUUGCCGAUGAUGAAGAAAAUAAUAAAUUACGCAGCUUACUGGGGUUAGAUAAGGAAUCAUCAGAUCAACAUCAAAAAGCCAAAGAAAACAUUCCAUCUAAUGUUAAUAUAGAUUUAAAUACGAUUCCGCCUGUAAUUCUUGACACUACCAAAAACGAAAAUGCCACACGUGAAGCUGCAGAAAAUAUUAAAACUAUAAGCAAUAUACCCACGGAUAUCAAAACAAAUGAAGCAGAUGAUCAAAAGCCAAGCACAGUCAUUGCUAAAUCUAAUACUGAACCUUUAUUAAUUCCGCCCUUCGAAACGCGUCGCAUCGCCAUCAAUUCGCCAGAUGGGGUCGAUAUUUUCAUUGUGGACAACUCAAAUGUAUCAAGGGGUAUUAUUGGCGGCUUUGAAAGUAAAUAUGCACGUCAUUUCUCCGAUUUGCAAUUUCGCUUGUCACAAAUCAAGGACACGCAGCCAUACAAACCUAUACUCAGGGAAUAUGUUAUUGCCAAAUUUGAAGGUGCUUGGUAUCGUGCCAAGGUAAUGGAUAUUAAAACUAAUCAGCCUACCCAUACAUACGACGUUAUGUAUGUUGAGUUUACCAAUGUAUCCACUGUAACAGAACAGGACAUUCGACGCUAUCCACCAGACUUGAAUAUGCCAUGCCAUACAAGCGUUUGCCUCAUAGAAGGAUUUCCUCAUCGGCCAUCAAAUGCUCAGAUGACCUUUUUACAGGAAAAGUUGCAAAUGCAUAAGGUGUUGCACGUAGAUGCUGUAAACUAUUUACAGGAUAUGGCAAUGAUCAAAUGCAACGCUUUAAUCGAUGCACUUAACAAAAUACCUUAAAGCUACAUCAACCUGCGCUGUAUUCA